AUGAUACAGAAUCUACCUGCCGAAAUCACAUUAAGCAUCGCGUGCUUAUUGGAGCAAAACGAUGCUCUCCACCUAUCGUACACAUGUCGGCAUCUCCAUCGCAUAGUCCAGCCCAGAUUGUUCUUCGCUAUUGUGGUGGACUCCUCAAAGAAAGUUUACAAUAAGGAUACUCCCACCAAGCUAGUCAAGAUACCCUCGUUUGGAGACCGUGCUUUUGCAAUCAUACCAACCGUGAUCUCAUCGUUGUACUCACUCAACACAUUUUUCAAACAGUUUUCCAAGUAUCCCUGGUUGGCUUGUCAUAUCAGAUACAUGUCUUUCAGUGAGAUAAUACCUGAUAUAUCUGACUUGUUCUUGAUCGAGAAUCUCGAAAAGCUUUUGCAAAAGUCUUCGUCUUUGAAAGUAUUUCAUUGGUACAGUCACGCGUUUGAUCUUCCUUCAACACUUGUGUCACGUCUAAAUUUGAUCCAACUCCAUGGAAACUUCACACACACCGAAUCCGAUGUCUGGAUUCCAAAUAGUGACUUGAGUACUUUGAACAUCUCAAAUUUCAACGAUCCAAAAUGGUUGGCAGGGUUGAAUCUUUCUCAAAGCACUAAACUAAAAGAGUUGGUGAUCUCGAAAACCAAAACCAAAGGUGAUGAUUUUAAAUUCCAUCGCGGACUUGCGUGCUCACCAAAUACCGCAGACUCGAGCGAUACUUACCUUUCCCAAUUAUUCUCGGAUUUUGGCACCCAAAGUGACCCUCUUCAUCUUUCAAAGCUCACCCUCAAAGGUCUUACCAUAUCAGCCGAAGAAGCAGUAAGACUUUGUGAAUGUGUUGAUCUAGAAGGUGUAACCGAGUUAUCUAUUUUGGACUGCACGGAAAUACUUCCUUCUGCAGGUGGAAGAAUGGGUCCCUAUAACCCGAUAAAGUCCUUCUUGGAUGUAAUCUCACCCCACUUGAAAAACUUACAGCUUGUGAACAUGUCCCUCAUGAAUUCCUUGAAUUACCACAACAAGACCUUUAACUUCUUGAAAAGCUUUUCAUUGAAAUCGUUGAACAUCACCAUAAAUGUGAAUAAUUAUGAGAAUCUCGAUAGUAAAAUCGAGCAGCUUUUUGAAUCCAUAAAUGGCGAACUGCUUGAAUUUCUCAACUUUGACUAUAAUAUUGUUCCAGCGGCUAUGGUGCACCCGUCACACAAGUAUUGCAACCAUUAUUCCAUGAGUUCUGUCAAGUCUAUGGUUAAUUUUUCAAAACUCAAGUAUCUCCAACUUCCCGUAGCGAGGUACAAAAUCAGCAAUUUGUUACCGUUACUCCGUUCUUUAGUUGAUUUGAAAGUGUUGAGCUUAAAUAUGUUCAAGUAUGGAGAGGACAGCAUAGUUGCUACAAAAAAUGUCCAAACGUUAAUUAGUCAAGAGUUUCUCGACUUUUAUGCCGGCAAUUCGGGGUACAAGAAUUUGGACACCAGCCAAUACGAGAAUUACAUCUAUGACUUCCAAAAUACGCCGCCCAUAUAUAUUAUCCCAUUCGCCUGCCGCAACAAUUCUUCCACCAACUCUUCCCUCUUCACCAUGAGACCCGAAGUCCAACAGCAGUUGUCGCACACCUUGUUGACAGAAUUGUUAGCAUACCAGUUCGCAUCCCCCGUCAGAUGGAUCGAAACCCAAGACGUGUUCUUGAAGGAACACAACACCGAAAGAGUGGUUGAAGUCGGACCUUCGCCAACCUUGGCCGGUAUGGCCUCCCGUACCAUCAAGGCCAAGUACGAGUCCUACGAUGCGGCUCUCUCGUUGCAACGUCAAGUCUUGUGCUACUCCAAGGACGCCAAGGAGAUCUACUACACUCCUGAUCCAGCUGAUUUGGCUCCUCCAGCCGCUCCAGCUGCUGCCGAACCCGCCACCCCAGCACCAGUGGCUACCCCAGCACCUUCUGCUGCUGCCGCUGCCGCUGUUCCUCCUGCCGCAGCUUCUGCAGCCCCAGCCCCAGCCCCAGCUGCUGGUCCAGCCGCUUCCGUCUCCGACAGCCCAGUCACCGCUGCCUUGGUGUUGCAAGUUCUCGUUGCUCAAAAAUUGAAGAAGCCUUUGGAUGGUAUCCCUAUGGGCAAGGCCAUCAAGGACUUAGUCAACGGUAAGUCCACCGUGCAAAACGAAAUUUUGGGUGACUUAGGAAAAGAAUUCGGUUCUACUCCAGAAAAGCCAGAAGAUACCCCAUUGGAAGAAUUGGCCGAACAAUUCCAGGACACCUUCAACGGUCAAUUGGGUAAGACCUCCACCUCUUUGAUUGGUAGAUUGAUGUCCUCUAAGAUGCCUGGUGGUUUCUCCAUCACCAACGCCAGAAAGUACUUGGAAACCAGAUUCGGUUUGGGCUCCGGUAGACAAGACGGUGUUUUGUUGGUUGCUUUGACCAACGAACCAGCUGCUAGAUUAGGUUCUGAAGCUGAAGCCAAGCUGUUCUUGGACACUGCUGCUAAUAAGUACGCCACUAUUGCUGGUAUCUCCUUGGCUUCCGAAUCUGCCGGUGCCGGUGCCGGUGCCGGUGGUGCUGGUGGCGCUGUUGUCGACAGUGCUGCUUUGGAUGCUUUAACUGCCGAAAACAAGAAGUUGGCCAAGCAACAGUUAGAAGUGCUUGCCAGAUACUUACAAGUUGACUUGAAUAAGGGAGCCAAGUCUUUCAUUAAGGAAAAGGAAGCUUCUGCUGUUUUACAAAAGGAAUUAGACUUGUGGGAGGCUGAACACGGUGAAUUUUACUCCAACGGUAUCAAGCCAGUUUUCUCUCCACUCAAGUCUAGAACUUACGACUCUUACUGGAACUGGGCUAGACAAGAUGUUCUUUCCAUGUACUUUGACAUUAUUUUCGGUAAGUUGACUUCCAUUGAUAGAGAAACCAUUAGUCAAUGUAUCCAGAUUAUGAACAGAUCCAACCCAACCUUGAUCAAGUUUAUGCAAUACCACAUUGACCAUACACCAGAAUACAAGGGUGAGACUUAUCAAUUGGCUAAGAGAUUAGGACAACAAUUGAUCGAUAACUGUAACCAAGUUAUGAAUGUUGACCCUGUCUACAAAGAUGUCAGCAGAAUCACUGGUCCAAAGACAACUAUUGAUGCCAAGGGUAAGAUUGUUUUCGAAGAAGCUAACAAGGACCACGUUAGAAAGUUCGAACAAUACGUUUACGAAAUGGCCCAAGGUGGUAAGUUGACUAAGAUGGAACCUCAACCAACCAUCAAGGAAGACUUGAACAGAGUUUACAAGGCUAUUACCAAGCAAGCUUCUAAGACCAACAAGGUCGAAUUCCAAAAGUUGUACGAUCAAUUGAUCAACUUCGUGGAAUCUUCUAAGGAAAUUGAAACCAAGGAGUCCACCAAGUCUGUCUUGCAAGCUCCAACUGGUACUAAUACUCCAACUGACGAAGAUGAGUUAUCUACUGCUUCUGACGAUGAGAUUGCUUCAUUGCCAGACAAGACUUCUAUCUUGCUUCCAGUUUCCUCUUCCGUUCCACCUGAGACCAUUCCAUUCUUGCAUCUUCAAAAGAAGCACAAGGAGCACUGGUCUUAUGACCGUAAGUUGUCUUCCAUCUAUUUGGAUGGUUUGGAAAGUGCAGCUAUUAACGGUUUGUCUUUCAAGGACAAGCACGUUUUGGUCACUGGUGCUGGUGUCGGUUCCAUUGGUGCUGAAAUCUUGCAAGGUUUGAUUUGUGGUGGUGCCAAGGUUGUUGUCACUACUUCCAGAUUCUCCAAGAAGGUUACUGAAUACUACCAAAACAUGUAUGCAAGAUAUGGUGCCUCUGGUUCUACUUUAACUGUUGUUCCAUUUAACCAAGGUUCGAAACAAGAUGUUGAUGCUUUGAUUCAAUACAUCUACGAUGAACCAAAGAAGGGUGGUUUAGGUUGGGAUUUGGAUGCCAUUAUUCCAUUCGCUGCUGUUCCUGAAAAUGGUAACGGUUUGGACAACCUUGAUUCUAGAUCUGAAUUCUCUCACAGAGUCAUGUUGACCAACUUGUUGAGAUUAUUGGGUGGUGUUGCUACUAAGAAGACUACUGACACCAGACCAGCCCAAGUUAUCUUGCCUUUGUCUCCUAACCACGGUACUUUCGGUUUCGAUGGUUUGUACUCCGAAUCUAAGAUUUCUUUGGAAACUUUGACCAACAGAUGGUACUCCGAAGACUGGGGCAGCAAGUUAACCAUCUGUGGUGCCAUUAUCGGUUGGACCAGAGGUACUGGUUUGAUGAGUGGUAACAACAUCAUUGCUGAAGGUAUUGAGAAGUUAGGUGUCAGAACCUUCUCUCAAAAGGAAAUGGCCUUCAACAUUUUGGGUUUGUUUACUCCUGAAAUUACUCAAUUGUGUCAAGAAGAACCAGUUAUGGCCGACUUGAACGGUGGUUUGCAAUUCAUUGAAAACUUGAAGGACUUCACCAACAAGUUGAGAACUGAUUUGCUUGAAACUUCUGAUAUUAGAAGAGCCGUUUCUAUCGAAGCUUCUAUCGAGCAAAAGGUUGUUGAAGGUGCUAAUGUUGAUGCUAACUACAACCAGGUCACCGUUCAACCAAGAUCCAACAUGAAGUUCGAAUUCCCAACUUUGAAGUCAUACAAGGAUAUCAAGGCUGUCUCUCCAGACUUAGAAGGUAUGUUAGACUUAGAGCAAGUAAUUGUCGUUACUGGUUUCGCUGAAGUCGGUCCUUGGGGUAACUCUAGAACCAGAUGGGAGAUGGAAGCUAAUGGUGAAUUUUCCUUGGAAGGUGCUAUUGAAAUGGCAUGGAUUAUGGGAUUGAUCAAGUACCACAAUGGUAACUUGAAGGGUAAGCCAUACUCCGGUUGGAUUGAUGCUAAGACCCAAGCUCCUGUCGAUGACAAGGACAUCAAGUCCAAGUAUGAAGAAGAAAUCUUAAACCACACCGGUAUUAGAUUGAUUGAACCUGAAUUGUUCCACGGUUACGAUCCAAAGAACAAGCACAUGAUCCAAGAAGUUGUUAUUCAACAAGAUAUGGAACCAUUUGAAACUUCUAAGGAGACUGCCUUGCAAUACAAGCACGAACAUGGUGAAAAGUGUGAAAUUUUCGAAAUUGAAGAAAGUGGUGAAUACACCGUUAGAUUCUUAAAGGGUGCUACCUUGUACAUUCCUAAGGCUUUGAGAUUUGACAGAUUGGUUGCCGGUCAAAUUCCUACUGGUUGGGAUGCCCGUACUUACGGUAUUUCUGAGGACACUAUUUCUCAAGUUGACCCAAUCACUUUGUAUGUCUUGGUUGCUACUGUUGAAGCUUUGUUGUCUGCUGGUGUCACUGAUCCUUAUGAGUUCUACAAGUACGUCCACGUUUCUGAAGUUGGUAACUGUUCUGGUUCCGGUAUGGGUGGUGUAACUGCCUUGAGAGGUAUGUUCAAGGACAGAUACGCUGACAGACCAGUUCAAAACGAUAUCUUGCAAGAAUCCUUUAUCAACACUAUGUCCGCUUGGGUCAAUAUGUUGCUUCUUUCUUCUUCAGGUCCUAUCAAGACUCCAGUUGGUGCUUGUGCUACUGCUGUCGAAUCCGUUGACGUCGGUAUUGAAACCAUUUUGGGUGGAAAGGCCAAGGUCUGUAUUGUUGGUGGUUAUGAUGACUUCCAAGAAGAAGGUUCUUACGAAUUCGGUAACAUGAAUGCUACUUCUAAUUCUGAAACUGAAUUUGCUCAUGGUAGAACUCCAAAGGAAAUGUCUAGACCAACCACUACCACUAGAAGCGGUUUCAUGGAAGCCCAAGGUUCCGGUAUUCAAGUUAUUAUGACUGCUGACUUGGCCGUUAAGAUGGGUGUUCCAAUUCAAGCUGUCUUAGCUAUGACCGCCACUGCCACCGAUAAGAUUGGUAGAUCUGUUCCAGCACCAGGUAAGGGUAUUUUGACCACUGCCAGAGAACAUCACGGUGACUUGAAGUACCCAACUCCAAUGUUGAACAUCAAGUACAGAUCCAGACAAUUGAAGCAAAGAUUGGCUCAAAUCAAGACUUGGGAAGAAUCUGAGAUUAACUACUUGAGUGAAGAAGCUGAAUUAGCCAAGCAAGAAUACGGUGCUGGGUUCUCCCAGAGUGAUUUCUUGCGUGAAAGAACUGAAGAAGUUCACCGUGAAGCCAAGCGUCAAGUUUCUGAAGCCAAGGUCCAAUGGGGUAACUCCUUCUGGAGAAAGGAUCCAAGAAUUGCUCCUCUUAGAGGUUCCUUGGCUACUUUCGGCUUGACUGUUGAUGACAUUGGUGUUGCUUCCUUCCACGGUACCUCCACUGUUGCCAAUGACAAGAACGAAUCUGCUACUAUCAACUCUAUGAUGAAGCACUUGGGUAGAACCGAAGGUAACCCAGUCUUUGGUGUCUUCCAAAAGUACUUGACUGGUCAUCCAAAGGGUGCCGCUGGUGCUUGGAUGUUGAACGGUGCUAUCCAAAUCUUGAACAGUGGUAUUGUUCCAGGUAACAGAAAUGCCGAUAACGUUGAUAAGUUGUUGGAAAACUACGAGUACGUCUUAUUCCCAUCCAGAACUAUCAAGACUGAUGGUAUCAAGGCUGUUUCCGUCACCUCUUUCGGUUUCGGUCAGAAGGGUGCUCAAGCUAUUGUUGUCCACCCAGACUACUUGUACGCUGCUUUGGAUCAAUCUACUUAUGAAGCAUACGCUACUAAGGUCCAUGCUAGAAACAAGAAGACCUACCGUUACAUGCACAACGCCAUCACCCGUAACACCAUGUUCGUUGCUAAGGACAAGGCUCCUUACGCUGAUGAACUUGAAGAAGGUGUCUACUUGGACCCAUUGGCCCGUAUCCCAGCUAACACCAACAUCUUCACCAAGAAGAACAUUCAAUCCAAGGAAUCUUAUGUUGGAAAGGUUGCUGAUGCUACCGCCAAGGCCUUGAGUGGAUUGAACAAGUCCUCCAAGGGUGUUGGUGUCGAUGUCGAGUUGCUUACUGCCAUUAACGUUGAAAACGAUACUUUCAUUGAAAGAAACUUCACUUCCGCUGAACGUGAGUACUGUGCUAAGUCCGCCCACCCUCAAGCUUCUUACACUGGUACUUGGUCCGCCAAGGAAGCCGUUUUCAAGGCCUUGGGUGUCAAGUCCCAAGGUGCUGGUGCCGCAUUGAUUGACAUCGAGAUUGUCCGUGACUCCAACGGUGCUCCAAAGGUCAACUUGAACGGAAGCGCUGCCAAGGCUGCUACCCAAGCUGGUGUCAAGAGUGUCAGCAUCUCUAUCUCUCACGAUGACUACCAAGCUACUGCCGUUGCAUUGAGCGAGUUCUAA
This is a messenger RNA of Suhomyces tanzawaensis NRRL Y-17324, 7224 nucleotides long. It is a transcript of the gene FAS2, whose product is annotated as trifunctional fatty acid synthase subunit. Gene Ontology annotation, cellular component: fatty acid synthase complex. The transcript has 2 exons. Gene Ontology annotation, molecular function: 3-oxoacyl-[acyl-carrier-protein] synthase activity; holo-[acyl-carrier-protein] synthase activity; magnesium ion binding. NCBI's taxonomy places the organism in Eukaryota, Fungi, Ascomycota, Pichiomycetes, Serinales, Debaryomycetaceae. The record is from RefSeq and is a predicted model, not a curated record. Bases 1 to 7224 code for a protein of 2407 amino acids. Gene Ontology annotation, biological process: long-chain fatty acid biosynthetic process.